AUGGGGCGAGUAUUUUCAACUAGGCAGUUUAGGAAAGGAGACUUUCUGAUAUUCGUCAAUGACGGGGUUGGUAGGCAGCGGAACAGUGUCAUGGUUUUGGAAACGUUUAAUGAUCACCCAUAUCUCUGUCUCUAUGCUUCAAGGGAUAUUUUUACGGGGGAGGAAAUCCGCUAUGACUACGGUGUACAGAAUCUACCAUGGAGGCACAACGUCAACGUCAUAUCUGGACACCUGAAACUACAUGCUCUGUGUGAACUUAUUUCUCGUCGUGGGUAG
Molecule: messenger RNA, 276 nt
Organism: Pecten maximus
Lineage: Eukaryota; Metazoa; Mollusca; Bivalvia; Pectinida; Pectinidae
Exons: 4
Coding region: 1-276 (91 amino acids)
Molecular function (GO): protein binding
Source: RefSeq, a predicted model, not a curated record